AUGCAGUUCACUUCCGCCCUCUUCUCCGUCCUCGCCAUUGCCGGCCUGGCCGCUGCCCUUCCUGCAACUCCCACCGCCACGGCCUCGGCCACCGCUACCCCUACCUGCUCCCCCGGCCCCACCAUCGACUACACCGUCGUCGCCAACGACACCCUGACUAUCAUCUCCCAGAAGUACAGCUCUGGCAUCUGCGACAUCGCCAACGCCAGCAACCUCACCAACCCCAACUUCAUCGCCCUCGGCCAGGUCCUCAAGGUUCCCACCUACGUCUGCAACCCCGACAACACCUCCUGCUUGUCCAAGCCCGGCACCGGUACCUGCGUUGAGGGCGGCGCCGCCACCUACACCAUCGUUGCCGGCGACACCUUCUUCAUUGUUGCCGAGCGUCUCGGCCUUGAUGUCAACGCUCUCCUCGCUGUCAACCAGGGUGUCGACCCUCUUCUGCUCCAAGUUGGCGAUGUCAUCAACGUUCCCGUUUGUUAA
Messenger RNA from Colletotrichum acutatum, 483 nucleotides. RefSeq lists its product as uncharacterized. Bases 1 to 483 code for a protein of 160 amino acids. The transcript is spliced from 2 exons. NCBI's taxonomy places the organism in Eukaryota, Fungi, Ascomycota, Sordariomycetes, Glomerellales, Glomerellaceae. The record is from RefSeq and is a predicted model, not a curated record.